Messenger RNA from Coffea arabica (coffee), 576 nucleotides. RefSeq lists its product as uncharacterized. The record is from RefSeq and is a predicted model, not a curated record. NCBI's taxonomy places the organism in Eukaryota, Viridiplantae, Streptophyta, Magnoliopsida, Gentianales, Rubiaceae.
AUGAGUGGAGUAGACGUGAAACCAAUUAAUUUAUCUUAUGACUUGGAGGUUAGAACACCUACUGGAGAUCAAAACUUAAUUGCUAACUUGGUGUAUAGAAAUUGCGAGAUAUGGUUUGGAGAACGAAAAUUGUUGGCCGAUCUGACGGGUUUAGCUAUUAAGGGGUAUGAUGUCAUUCUAGGAAUGGAUUGGUUAGCUCGUUACUAUAUUCAGUUAAAUUGUAAGACAAAAAUGGUAGAACUAUGUAUUCCAAGAGAGGCAACCUUAAAAUUGGAUGUAAGGGGUAGAUUAGCCUCUUCUGCCCUUAUUUCAGAAAUUCGAGUUAGAAAGAUAUUGAGUAAGGGAGUUCAAGGGUAUUUAGCUUUUCUUAUAAAUAGUCCUAGUGACAAGGUGAGGUUGAAAAAUAUGCCAGUAGUUAAGGAGUAUCCAGAUGUUUUUCCUGAGGAACUAGAAUCUUUGCCGCCGGAAAGAGAGGUAGCCUUUAAAAUUGAUGUGACUCUAGGAGUAGCACCUAUCUCUAAGAUGUCAUAUAGAAUGGCUCCAACUGAAUUGAAAGAGCUAAAAUUGCAAUUGUAG